GACUUCUAACUUUCUUCCUUUUUGUUUCUCUUCUGCACUUUCAUUUUCACUGCCCGGUGUCUCUUUUGGUUAUCCAUUUUUUGCGUGCACUUUGCUGUCUGUAUGUGACCAGAGCGACACGCCUGGUAAUCAGCCAGUGGCAGGUGUGGAAGAAUGUGGCGAUGGGACUGAAGGCUCGUGGUACAGCUUGAACCUUAUAAAAUUGCUCUUGGUUAAUACAAGCUCUUGCUCCUGCCAGUCGGAGGUCUGCACAUGGCUACUGAUGGCAGCACUCUCCAGGUCCCUUUGCGUCAGAAGCCGAGGAAGAAAACUCAAGGUUUUUUCACGAUGAGUCGGAGAAGAAUAUCAUGUAAAGAUCUGGGACAUGCCGACUGCCAGGGGUGGCUGUAUAAGAAAAAGGAGAAGGGAACUUUCCUGAGUAACAAAUGGAAAAAGUUCUGGGUGGUGCUGAAGGGGUCAUCGCUGUACUGGUAUAGCAAUCAAAUGGCAGAGAGAGCAGAUGGAUUCGUCAGUCUGUUUGAUUUCUGUGUGGAAAGAGCAUCCGAGUGCAAGAAGAAACAUGCAUUUAAGAUCAAUCAUCCUCAGAUCAAGACCUUUUAUUUUGCAGCUGAGAAUUUACAGGAAAUGAACGUGUGGUUAAGUAAGCUUGGACUAGCUGUAACCCAUCAAGAAACAACUACAAAGGAUGAAGAAUGCUAUAGUGAGAGUGAGCAGGAAGAGUCUGAACUAGCUGGGGAGACACCCCCACCUCCUUAUGCUUCCCAGACCUCGUCGCCUGUGACUGCCCGGCAAGCAUCUUCAUCCUCACCCAAGCUGGGUGCGGCCUCUAGCUGCUCCUCUUUGGAGAGUAAAAUAAAGACACCCAGCAGCUUUUCUUCCUCGGCAUCCAAAGAAAGGCAGUCCUGGCUUGACAUCGCUAACAGCUCACCUGCAGCCGAAGAUGUGGGGCAGCCCCCGAUGUUUGCUGUACAGGUCCAUGAGCCGGCACGGCCCUCAGAGGCACACAGUCACAGGGCCUCCGAAAACAGCUCCAUUGUCUCAGAAAGUGGGUUUUUGAACUCUUUGUCUAGUGAUGACACAUCUUCAUUGAGUAGCAAUCAAGACCAUCUGACCAUCCCAGACAAAUCUACUGGAUCAAGGAUGACAGAUAGAGAAGAAACAAAAGCAUGUGAAGACGAUGAGAUGGAAAAGCUCUACAAAUCAUUAGAGCAGGCUAGUCUAUCUCCUCUUGGCGACCGGCGACCUUCCACCAAAAAGGAGUUGAGAAAGUCCUUUGUUAAACGCUGCAAAAAUCCAUCCAUAAAUGAGAAACUGCACAAAAUCCGCACCCUGAAUAGCACGUUAAAGUGUAAAGAACACGAUCUGGCCAUGAUUAACCAGCUGCUGGACGAUCCCAAAUUGACAGCCAGGAAAUACAGAGAAUGGAAGGUGAUGAACACCUUGCUGAUCCAGGACAUCUAUCAGCAGCAGCAGACCCCGUCCGCCUCGGACAACACCUCUGAGGAGCUCCAGGAGCCGUCUUCCACCUGUGUGGAAAAUUCUAUCUGAGACAAAGCCAGGAUUCUCCCCCUCUGACCUCUUACCUCGUCCGGCAAACAGCUCUACAAGAUGCUGCAUUUCCUCCUAGAUGAAACCCAGUCUGUCCCUCACCGCCCCCCCUUCGGAGCUGCCCCUUAGGUGAAGACCAUCCCCGAAGACAGCAGGGCUUCUUGUCCCAAGUCUGUCACCAUGAUCAAGACUGGGGUGUUGGUGGUCAGUUGACUAGACUGGUUUCUGUGUUCUACCCGGGGCUCACAUCAAGGGGGAUGCCGGAUGGCACCUGAGUAAUGUGUCCUCUGUCCUGGCUUUUGAGAAAAUGACAACUUACCACAGACAAGAGAUCCGGUGUCAUUGGUGAUCAUGACUCACAGACACACCCUGUGUUCCAAAAGAAGCAUGCUAGUGGGUCCUCACUCUGAUGACAGUGCCAUUCUCCAAGGGACAUUUCCAGUGCAGGAAUGUUCUCUGUAGAAGUAGGUGGGACAAGAUACACGUUGCAUCAUGGACUAGAAAUGUCUCACCUCUUGUGUGAGUAAAGUAUGGAUCCUUUGUCAGUGGAGAAAUUCUUUAUGGAGGCUCAGGCCGGGGCAUGCUGUAGACUCAACUCAAGAGUCAUGUUGAUAUUUUCCCUUUUCCCAGGUGGAAGACUGUGAGUAAUGUUGCUUUUCUUCAGAGCAACCCAGAACAAAGACUCUUAUUAUAGUUGAAGGCCUCUACUCCCGGCUAACUUCCACAAAUAGCUGGCACUCAGCCCGACCAGGAAGACCAGGCUGAUGUUGUCUUGGGCUCUGGCGCCUGUCACACGAUAUGAAUUCAUACCCAGUUUUCCUGGGAUCAACAUGGAGAGAUGAUUCUGGCUUCAGCGUUAUUUCUACCUGGGGAAGGGGGAGGAGAGGGGAUGCGCACAAAUGAACCAAACAACAUCAACAAUGGAGUUAAAUAGGAUUGUUUUAUUUUUGUAUGUUUAUGUGUUCCACUGUGUGUUAUGUGGACAGCAAUCUAUGUUUCUUAUUUAAAUAUAUUUAUAGAAGUUCCAAUUAUAGUGUUCUCAAAGAUGAUAUACUAUUAUAUGGUUGGUUUGGUAAUAUAAAUUCUGGAAGUAUAUAUACUUUUUGCCUGAGAGAAGUAAGCAUAGUAUUGAUGUACGAGAAUUAUGUUGCACUAUAUGCUGUCAGGAAUGCUCAGGAAAUCCUGUGGGGAAAAUAUGGAGCAUGUGUUGAUCAUUUCGUCUCUCCAGCUUGCUUGCUCUUUCUCUCUCUUUCUCUUUUUCUCUCUCACUUUCCUCUUCUCCCUCCUUCUCAAUCUCUCCAGAUCCUGCCCUUAAGUUUUUCUAUCCUAAGCCAGCCUCUUAACUAAACCUAAAGCUUUACGACACUUACAUCCAUAAACUCUAGACCAAAUGAAACACAAAAUUUAAUACAAUCUCCUUGCUAAAGAGUAUGGGUUUGGGGGUUUGUUAUUAAAGCUUGCUCAAAGAAAACCAACUCCGUUUGUCUUCAUAGCUUAGCACAAUGAAGCUUUCUCAUCAUGAGAAGAACCAUGACCCACCAGGGCCACGGGCCCUCCCUGCCCUCGGAAAGUUGUUGACAUGACACACCUCACUAUGUCAUAACUCUGCAGUUGUGGCUUGCCAUUCAUGUGGAAAUAACCACCCCGUUUGCAUCUGUGCAUGCAGCGGAAAUAGUGGCUGAGUGUUUUCUCCAGCCUAAAAUGUCUUCAGUCUCUGUAAACAAGGGUUAAGAAAGAACACAAUAGAAAAUCCAGAAGGCAGGUUGAAGGAGCUCCAAACAUUUUUGAUCGGGGGAAUUUACUGGUAUAUUUACUUUGGCCUGUUUUUUUUUAUUAAUACGAAUUUAAUUGACCUUUUACCACCCUCAUUACAAUUCAAAUUUAAUGUGAAAAACGCCCACUGGGUCCUUUUUCCUCCUUUGUAAAUAAAUGCUUUCAUUAGCUUGAGCUAGGAAGCAGGGAUUGCUGACCUGUGGCCUGUGCUCAGGGGCAGAAGGGGAAGGAGGAAAGUGACAGGAAGAGCGGGUGGCGCGUAGGAUCCCUGGCGAUUUCUGUCUUGGUCUCAAGUCACUUUUCUGGUCUGAGAAAAGUGGGGAAAAGCAAUAGAUACUGUGCUGUCAUGUGUGUCCCCGAAAUGGAUGUUGGGGUGAAAGGAGAGACCCCUGUACUGGAGGAAGGUGUCCUGUGAAGACCCAGAGCCAGGCUGCCCAGUAAGCAGCCGAGGAUCACUGUGCUUCAGCCCCUCCAGACUUCCAGCACUCGCUACAGCCAUCAGAACUGUGGCCUUGGACUCUGGGUUUGUGGAAGCGACCUCUCUGGCUGCCCGAGCCUGUAGACCCAGAGGGAGCCUCCUAGGAGACCCGCACCCCUGCUGCCCUGAAAACAAACGCGGAAUCCCACAUCCUUCUUGCAUUUGAGGUGAUUCUGUCCCUUUGAGGAAUGGCUGCAGUGGCUCAAAGCUCAGAAUCCAAGUCCUGGAGAGAAUCCUAACUCACACACUCCACCCGAGGAUUACGGCUGGAGUUAGAUUUCAGGGUGAAUGCACGCACGCCUUGCACGCACAGCACUUUGGCCUUUGCAGCCCAGCCCUGACCCUGCCCGCUGCCCCAUGGCACUGGGUGACCGGGGUCAGCACUGAGGCUUCUAUCAAGUACCUUGGCCAAGGCCCCACCUCAGAGAGCCAGGUGUAAGGGGGAACCUCAGGCCUCUCAGACCCUUGCAGCCUUGCCUCUUUUUUGGCAGAAUCCGCAAUGCCCCAGUCCUGAGGUGACAGUUGGUCUAAGCUGGGUGCUGUGCUCUGUGUCCAGGGAAAGGACUGACCGGGACCCUGCUGGCCUUGGUGGCUCUCUGCUCAGCCUUCCAUGGGAAAUCGGAGGGAGCUUCUGGGUUUUCUGGGAACCAAGACCUGACCUGGUCUUUUUCCCUCUGUAAAUUGUACCACUGGUUAGUACUGUGAAGCCUUCAGAUGAAUGACCAUCUAUGAAUGGUGAUAGAUUUGGACAAAUGGAAAGUGCCCGUUCCUCACCCCCCGGAAGCACAUCAAGUCAUAAAUCAGAGACCCAGGUUAGUGAUUAAGGGUCAGUGCUCUCAUCUUCCUUUCUCAGUCUCCUGGGGGAGGGGGACUUCAAAUCGCAAGCUAUAAUGGACCUGAAACUGACUGAAAGGAAAAUAUUUUGUAAGUUUUUUACAGAGAGGUGCUAUGCUGACGAAAGCCAUAUUUAAAUUUCAGUCAGAUUCUUGGUAAGGAAGAGUGACUGUAUUUUGCUCUCCCGACACCAACGGCUUUAGUGAGUCAGUUAGGUGAGAGCCAAAUGUCAUUUUAUCUUGAAAGCUGCUGUGACAAGGGAAAGUUGUAGGAUGUCUGUCUUCUUUGGUGUAGCAGAAUGUGUCACAUGACAGAGAUUUUCCAAUGUCUUUCCUUUGUGAUAUUUUUGUAUACUUACCCACACGAGAAAUCAAGUCCUAGAAAUAGGAAGCAAGUACUUGCCUAAGAUUUUAUCCCCCAUAAUUGACAAGAAAAGCCCUUUAAACUAGAUAUUUUGCAAACCACAUGAAGUGGUAGUGAUUAUAAUAGACCUCCUAGGAUGAGACCUCGAACAGCCACAAGCUUUUCUGUGCUGAGACAGGAAAUGAUUUCUUUGCCUCUUACAGACAUCUUGAACUCUUUCCCAUAUGACCACAAUACCACACAGAAAGCAUCACAGAGUUCAACCUGAAAAAAAGUUCACAUUUCUCUUGAUAUUUCAGAACUUCAUUGCUCUGCAUUGACAUUUCUUUACCUUGAACCCAAAGGGAAGCAUGUACCAUGGAGAUAUUGAACACCCUAUAAUAAAAACUAGCAUUUGCAAGCACCACAUAUUGUAAUCUCUGAGCAUGACAGGGAUUUGACUUGUAACGCUGCAUGGUGUCUGGGGGCAAGAUGUACAUGUGAAACUAAUACCUUAAAUUUCAUUGUGCUUUUGUUCUUCAUUGUCAUAGUUGUCGUUGACUCUUUUUGGCUAACUAAACUGAUUUAAAAAAAAAAAAAAGGCAUGGUUCAUUUCUCCUGCUUUAUGGUUUUGCGAUUGACUUGUAAGGAAUAAAAACAAAUGAAAAUGUAUGUAGUACAGUAACGUGGGGAAAAAAUUGGAAACAUAUUACUGGUGUUCAAUUGUCUGCCUUGCACAGUUUCUUCCUUAAAGAAAAACAAAAAUAAAACAAAAUU
Messenger RNA from Dipodomys spectabilis (banner-tailed kangaroo rat), 5752 nucleotides. It is a transcript of the gene Ipcef1, whose product is annotated as interaction protein for cytohesin exchange factors 1. The transcript is spliced from 11 exons. The record is from RefSeq and is a predicted model, not a curated record. Bases 253 to 1548 code for a protein of 431 amino acids. NCBI's taxonomy places the organism in Eukaryota, Metazoa, Chordata, Mammalia, Rodentia, Heteromyidae.